Messenger RNA from Boeremia exigua, 1016 nucleotides. RefSeq names its product stress responsive A/B barrel domain-containing protein. NCBI's taxonomy places the organism in Eukaryota, Fungi, Ascomycota, Dothideomycetes, Pleosporales, Didymellaceae. The transcript is spliced from 3 exons. The record is from RefSeq and is a predicted model, not a curated record. Bases 369 to 839 code for a protein of 156 amino acids.
CGCAAUUUGUUUACAUGAUGAAAUUGCAUGGUGGUCGAGAUGAUUCCGCCGUCUCACGACUGGCGAAGUUGGAAUUUGGAUGUUCAGGUACGUCACCGAUGAGGAAGGAGCGAUGAAGCUAUGGCCAGCAACCCGCUCCUCGAGCUCUUCAGGUUAGCGCUCACCCCUCACGUGAACUACUGGAGUACGGCUGGAUGAUGAGAACGACCGGCAAAAUGUGAACGUUGCCUUUGUUGCACCCGCGUGCGCGUCAAACGUCAAGGUGAAGACGCAAGGCACACGACUCCAGUUUUCGGCGAUCCCCCCACAAAGGACACGCGCUACCCACACACAGCUUGCGCAACAACAAGGAACCCCGAACCACCGAGAUGCUUAUCCCGAGGAAAGUCUUCGGGGUACUGACGUUCGCUUUCUGCGUUGCGGGUCUAUUCGUCUUCUCCAAUUCGAUCGUGCAAUGGUCCAUGCAUGUGUUUGGCAGCCAUGCUCCGCUGAUACCAUACACUACGCACGUUGUUCUGUUCCAAUUCAAGGAAACGGCCACUAGCUUCGCAAUCAAGGAGAUCACGUCAAAGUUCUUCGGCUUGAAGAAGUCGUGUGUUCACCCAGACACACGUAGACCAUAUAUUCUCUCGAUUACUGGUGGAAAAGAUACGUCCAUUGAGAGCCUGCAGAAUGGCAUGAGCCACGCAUUCAUCCUCAGAUUCAGCUCGAAUGAAGAGCGAGACUAUUAUGUGAAAGAAGACCCCGCGCAUCAAGCGUUCAAAGAUGCUGCUGCGGCAAUGGUAGAAAAAACGAUAGUCGUUGACUUUCAAGAGGGUGUUUUUACUAACGCACUAUGAGCCCUCUGGAUGCACAGAUGUAGAUAGUACCGUAGUCAUAGGCUGGUUUUUGCACGACUUGUAACAUGCUCCACAGCCGCCGUACAUAACACAUACAUAUAGCCAGAUCAUAACACGCAAACAAGGCGCCAUCAUAGAUUCAUAAACUCAUUCACAGAUACAGCGCACCUACAAAGC